Messenger RNA from Rhinichthys klamathensis goyatoka, 1111 nucleotides. RefSeq lists its product as uncharacterized. The coding region runs from base 113 to 1111 and encodes 332 amino acids. The record is from RefSeq and is a predicted model, not a curated record. Gene Ontology annotation, molecular function: RNA polymerase II cis-regulatory region sequence-specific DNA binding; DNA-binding transcription factor activity. Gene Ontology annotation, biological process: regulation of transcription by RNA polymerase II. The transcript is spliced from 2 exons. Lineage: Eukaryota; Metazoa; Chordata; Actinopteri; Cypriniformes; Leuciscidae.
UUUACAUGUACAGUCAGCGUAUAGCUAAAACAAGAGAAGAAAAAGCAAGUGUAGUGAGUUGCUUUUAUUCGAGUGUUUUAUCGAAUUUGUUUUCUUUUUAUACUUCGGUAAAAUGUCAAGACUAGAUAAGUUACAUUCUAACCUGAUGAAGCGAAUGUCAAUUGUCAUUCGUGAGAUUUGGGUGGAGGUGGAAGCGACGGUGAAUGACUAUCAAAAGGAAGCAGCCCAAACACGAUCAGAAAACGCGAAGCUGAAACAACAGCUGAGUGAUGUUCUGAGGAGGAAUCAGGCGCAUUUAAACGGACAAGUCCACUAUGUCUCUCCUGAUGAAGCCUCACCCACAGAAUUGCCAUCAUGUGGGUACACGUCUCCAAUUGAAUCAGAAGACCUAGAGGAUCAGCAAACGGAGGCCGAUGACCAGAGUCAAGAUACACCUAGUGAACUGAAGCCACGCAUACUAGAUGCCGUUUCAUCCUGUAAGACAGAGGCAGAGGACAGGGAGUCGGCGCAUCAAAAAAAUGCAGGUGAACGACUCUUUCCUCAGUUCGACAGCUCGAGUACGGAUGAGACGUGGGAUGUGACCUUGCCCACUGUUUCAACACCAAGGAUUAAGAUUGAGCCCGAGGACACCAUCAUCACAAUAACAUCUUCAGUUACUACUACCCCUGCCCAUGACUCAGAACCCGCUCACCAGCUGAGAACAGCCAGUGACACUUCAACCACGUUGAGGAGACUGCAGCGAAAGGAUCGCCUUCGCACACGAUUCACCAAACCUAGGAGGGCAUCAGCGAAAGAUCAGGAUCACGAAGGGCCAUAUAAGUGUAAUAAAUGUGGAAGGCAGUUGAAGGACUUUGCAAAGCUGCAGCUCCACAAGAAAUUACACGAUAGAUCCUUCAUCUGUCACUGGUGCGGCAGAAACUUCUCCAAGUUUGACUACCUUCGGAUGCAUAUGCGCACACACACCGGAGAGCGGCCUUACCGCUGCAACUGGUGCUCAAAGACCUUCAGCCAGAGCGGGAACAUGAGGAGACAUGAGCGCACGUGCCAGAGAUUCAAUGAAGAACCAGCAGCGCAUACGCUAGAAGACGACCAACAGCUGUCCGCCGAGUGA